This is a messenger RNA of Gastrolobium bilobum, 1112 nucleotides long. RefSeq names its product ribosomal RNA-processing protein 8. Gene Ontology annotation, cellular component: nucleolus. NCBI's taxonomy places the organism in Eukaryota, Viridiplantae, Streptophyta, Magnoliopsida, Fabales, Fabaceae. Gene Ontology annotation, molecular function: methyltransferase activity. Bases 62 to 907 code for a protein of 281 amino acids. The transcript has 9 exons. The record is from RefSeq and is a predicted model, not a curated record.
GUGAAAAGAAGACGACGACGAAGGAGAGUUUCACAGGAAGCCCUAAUUCAGAAUUGUAGCAAUGACGAAGAGCGAGGUUCACAGCAAAAAACGAAAGAAACCCAGAAAUCGUGGGGCGAAGAAGAAGCUGAAGCCUAGUAACAACAACAACAGUUACGAGAAGCAAGAGGUUCCUUCAAGUUCUGCUAAGCGCAGAAAGUUGAAGGAACAAAAGCCCUCAAAGCCCUCUAGCUUUCUGGAAAAGAUGCGAGCGAGGUUGUCUGGUGGGCAUUUCAGGAUGAUUAACGAGAAGCUCUACACUUGCACUGGGAAGGACGCACUAGAUUAUUUUCAGGAAGAACCAGCAUUAUUUAACUUGUAUCAUGCAGGAUACAAAAUGCAGAUGUCGAAUUGGCCAGAACAGCCGGUUAAUGUAAUUAUUAAGUGGCUGAAAGAACAGAGUCCUUCUUUUGUUGUUGCUGAUUUUGGUUGUGGGGAAGCCCUCAUUGCUAAAAGUGUGAAGAACACUGUAUUCUCUCUGGAUCUUGUCUCCAAUGAUCCGAAAGUAAUUGCUUGUGACAUGGCAAAUGCUCCCCUUGUCUCCUUAUCUAUUGACGUUGCUGUCUUCUGUCUUUCAUUGAUGGGAACCAACUACCAAGGUUACCUUGAAGAAGCAUACAGAGUGCUUAAGCCAGGUGGCUGGCUUCUGAUAGCAGAAGUAAAGAGCAGGUUUGAUCCAAAUAAUGGUGGAGCAGAUCCAGAAAAGUUUUCAAAGGCUAUUUCUGAGCUAGGUUUCAACUCUGUAAAGCAGGACUUCUCAAAUAAAAUGUUUAUUUUGUUUUACUUAACGAAAAAGGAAAAGCAAAAUUAUAAAAGGAAGGAUAUUGAAUGGCCAAUGCUUAAACCUUGUUUGUACAAGCGUCGAUGAGAUUAUGAUAAUUUUUUCCUCUUUUUUUCUGUACUCAAUUGUAAUCUGGACUACAGUUAAAUCAUUUUUUUCUUGUUAGCAAGGUUAGUUAAUCACAAUUUCUUGUACUAUUUGGGUUCCUUAGACCUCAUUCCUAUUCUUUGAUUUUAAAUGUGCAUGGGGGUUACUUGGUUUACAAAUUUAGAUCCUCCUACCUUCUCUGAAU